This is a messenger RNA of Branchiostoma belcheri (Belcher's lancelet), 4026 nucleotides long. RefSeq lists its product as uncharacterized. Gene Ontology annotation, biological process: activation of GTPase activity. The coding region runs from base 195 to 3956 and encodes 1253 amino acids. Lineage: Eukaryota; Metazoa; Chordata; Leptocardii; Amphioxiformes; Branchiostomatidae. The record is from RefSeq and is a predicted model, not a curated record. Gene Ontology annotation, molecular function: guanyl-nucleotide exchange factor activity; protein binding. The transcript is spliced from 19 exons.
CAGGUCAGACGACCGACACCGGAAGAAGACUCCACUAGUUUCUGAAGAGUCAAAACAUCGGUAGCAGUUAGGAAGUGACACAUAUUUUACCUCGAAUAGCCGCUCUUGUAGACUCUGUUGUCUCAGUAACAGAUUGUUUGUCAGAAGGAGAGGACGGAGGAUCCAUCUUGAAGAAAAUUUUUCGAUUUGCAGCUAUGGCAGAAGGCACAAAUGAGGGAUUGUCCAUAUUGGACCGAAUAAAGCAAUUUGACAGCAGCUCCCAACCAACUCAGCCUGUCAGUCAAGUCAAACCCAAGAAACCGUCCCUCAAGAAAAGGCCUGGACAAAAACCUCAUGUUGUUUCUUCUCAUGGCCACAUUGCCAAGUUCAAACCACCGCCACUGACCAGGAAAAUUUCUUCAAACAGACUAGUCGUGGCGGAGAAUGGUAUUACUUCACCCAAGUCGAAGAGUGCAGAGCUUUCCUCCCGUUUACCUAACAGUCCUACGAAACCCAAACAGCUGAAUAAACCAGCACUGAAACCACCUGUUGCCAAUAGGAACAAACCAGUAAAGCCCAUGCGAUCUUUUGACGACAAUUCUAAACCAUCUCCGCCUAAGACUAAACCCGUUGUUGCAACCAGGAACAAGGUAAACGAUGGUAAGAAAAGCAUAGAAAAUUCUCAUGUAGAAGCUAGUGAGUCUACUGGCAGCAUUUCAGCCCUUGCCAAAAAGUUUGAAGUCAGUGUUUCGACAAGUGCGGAGAGUGCACACACUAAUGGAUUACGGCAAACAAAGCCAAAGGUUGUUCAAAGGCAAGUCGCUAAAGAGUUGGCUGAUGAUAAACUUGAGGAGUCAACGCCAAAAUCGGUGGCUCAGAGAUGGAAGAAAUUUGAACAGUCCUCAGGUGCCGGCAGUACAAGCAGCCCAGAAGUGUCCAGGACUCCUGAAAAAGUUCAGGUGAAGAAGUUACCAUCUGCUGUCACUUCUACAUCUGGAACAACUGCAAAAGGUGAAGUGGCACAACCUGAAGUCCCUGUUCCCAAGAGCUUCCUUCACCAGAACAGACCAAGCAGGAAGAAUAGAUCUGGCAGUAGGAAGUCUCCCUCAGUCAAGACACGACCACUGUUGCCAUCAGACGGAAGGGACAAGAUAACAGCUGUGACUGUGGAAGAGGAAGAUUGGGAUGAUGAGGAGUAUGAAGAUGUGCUGUUACCCCCAAGAAAGGAACCUUCUGAGGGGAAAGCCCAAGAUUCAGACUCCUGGGAGACAGAUGAUGACGACGAUCAUGAAUAUCAUGAUAUCUACGAGUCCAUCGCAUUUUCUCCUCCAAACGCUGACACCAACAGGCUUUCAAAAAGUACAGCCAUACCAAAACCUACUUUACCACCACCUCCAGUUCCUUCUAAACCUGUUCGGAAUAGACUGGCUAGAAACUCAGCUGAGUUAGAAGUUGUGCUACCAGGAGGUAUUAAUUCCAUUCCCAAACCACCAAGAACAACUGGGAAAAAUGGCAACUCUUCUCCAAACCCUCCUGAUAGGGUAACCAGCUUGGCAGCUCAGGAAGAGGCAGCAAAUACAACUAAAACACUCCCUACUGCCAUCCCCAGGAACAUACCAAAUGCCAAAGCGGACGUAGAAAGAGCAAGAAAGAAGAAAACUCUGCCCGCUGUACUAGUGGACAAGGUAGAGGGAAACUCGGGGCAAGCAAAAGGGUUGGGGAAAUACACGGGAGUAAAGUCCUUUCUACACAACAUGCUGGCUAAGUCAAAGUCAGGAAGUGAUCUCACAGUAGAACAAUCUCUAAACCCCUCAUCGUGUCCAGACACCCUUUCUCCCCUUGCUGCUAGGGCUUUGGACGGAAGAAACUGGAAGUCAUUAGAGAAGCUUGGUGGGGAAAGAGAGGAGUAUGAACCCAUGGCAUCUAGCAAAAACUCUGUGGGUGUCCCAAACUUAGCCCGCCACGAUGACAGACCACCAGCCACAUUGCCCAGAAGAGAUUUGACAGAGCAACAGUGGCCUUCCAUGGAAGACAGUACGUACAUGUGCACAGAGUAUCUGGACAUCGUAGAGUUUCCAGACAACACUGGGGAUGAUGAUGAUGAUGACCUUUAUAUCCUGCCAGACAACGCUGAUGAGGAUGAAGUUUAUGAGGAUGUUCUUGUGUCGAGAGGAGCCAAAGACAAAGACAUGCCUGAUCCACUACCGGGUGUGUACAUGGACUUUGAUGAAGUUCCCACUGUCCAGAAGUCAAAUGUGCAGGUGGAAGGCAGUGGGUACGAGACUCCCAUGUUUCCUGGGGGAGAAAUGCCAGCCUUUCUAACUCCUAUCAAUCAAAGAGUGGAGCAGUCACACAGUGAUAGUCCUGGAGCAGACCUGAGGGUGGACUAUGUUACCAACAAUAGACAGAGCAGAUUUUUCCAUGAGCCCCUGUACCAGGUGUAUCGAGCACAGAACUCUGCAAGAAGCAUCAGGAGCAACCGUUCUGAUGCCAUCACAGAGGAGGAGCUAGAUGAUGUGCAGGAAGAGGAGGAGGAGCAGGAUUAUGAAGACGUCCCCUCCAUGUCUGCUAGUGAAGCUUCCCUCAAGAGAACCAUGUGGAAAGACCUUCCUGAGGUGAGAACCAGUGGGGUCCUGAGUACCCUCAGCCCAGAUGAGAUGAAGCUGCAGGAGGCCCUGUUCGAGGUGGUGACAUCAGAGGCGUCUUAUCUGCGCAGUUUGAACAUCCUGGUGGACCACUUCAUGCCUGGACUCAUCCGACCUCUCACCAGGACAGAGAGAACUCAUCUGUUUUCUAACUGUAAGGAAGUCAGGGACCAGAGUGAGAGACUGUUGCUUGCGAUGGAAUCCCAUCUCAGCAAAGACAUCCGCCUGUCCAAGGUUCCAGACCUGGUUCUCAACCAUGCCAGGAGUUACUUUGAGGAGUACAUCAAGUACUGCAGGAACCUGGUGUACCAGGAGAGAGUUCUACGCAGACUCACGACAGAGAAUUCAGGCUUUCACAGUAUGCUACAGAAGCUGGAGGUAGACAGGAUGUGUGCAGGACUGGACCUGCAGUCUUUCCUCAUCCUCCCUAUGCAGCGCAUUUCUCGGAUGCCCCUGCUCUUUGACGCUAUCAUCCAGAGAGCUGAAGCUGGGACAUCACUUUACAACUCUGCAUACAGAGCAUACAAGUUUCUCAACAAGACACUAAAAGCUUGUAAUGAGGAAGCCAGAAUAAUGGCCAAGACAGAGGAGAUGGUUCUCCUUCAGAAACAGUUCACCUUCAAACCAGGAGUCAAGGAAAUUGCAGUGGUGUCAGGGAAAAGGUACCUGGUCAAGAAAGGAGAGCUCAAUCAGAUCACACAGGAGAAGAAGAAAUACCUGAGACAACCACUACACCUGUUCCUCUUCACUGAUCUUCUUCUUAUCACAAAGAAGAAAAGUGAUACACUGUACACCAUCAUUGACUAUGCUGAAAGGAGUUUUGUGGAGGCCAAAGAUAAGGAGGAUCCUGACUUUGCCCUGGCGGGGACCAAACUAACGGCAACUCAGAAGAUCCGCAGGUUUACAGGCACACUGACCAUCCCUCCUGUGGAGUCUCUCUUCACAAUGGAGCUGUUUGAAAACCAUGAGGGAAAACAUGUGAUGAUAGACCUGGCAACAAGUUUAAGUGAGAGGACAAGGUGGGUGGAGGCCAUCAUGCCACCAAAGUCAGAUGUGUCAGGAGAAACCAUUUAUGAGGAGUGGGACUGUCCACAAGUCCAGGUGAUCCAUCCCUACCAGGCCCAGCAACCAGAUGAGUUGGAACUGGAGCGCUCUGACAUCAUCAAUGUCAGCAGGAAGAUGGCUGAUGGUUGGUACGAGGGAGAGAGGAUCAGAGACGGUGAAAAGGGCUGGUUCCCUUCUAGCUACACUGAAGAAAUCGAGAAUUCUCAUGCCCGCGCCCGCAACCUUAAGUACAGGGCUAGGAGACAGCUGUCACUUGGGGAAGCAUAGUCAAAAAGUAACGCAUCAAGGACCUACUACCAUCUUAAUUUGUAUAUACAGUUUGGGGAUAAAAAUUUAA